AUGGCCACGCUUGUCUGCAGGGUUCAGUUUUUAGAUGACACCGAUCCGUUCAACAGCACGAAUUUCCCGGAGCCGACCAGACCGCCGCUGUACACCUUCAGGGAGGAUAUCCCACUCAUCAACCAGUUAGCAGGCAUCCACAGGCUCCUCAAAGCCCCACACAAGCUUGAUGACUGUACGCUGCAGCUCUCCCACAAUGGCACCUAUCUGGAUCUGGAGUCCUCUCUGGCUGAGCAAAAGGACGAGCUGGAGGGUUUUCAGCAGGAUGACACAGGGUCCAGAGGGAAGAAGCACAGUGUUGUUCUACGAACCCAGCUGACUGUCCGUGUGCACGCCUGCAUAGAAAGGCUGUAUAACUCCAAUGGACGUGACUUGAGAAGAGCACUGUUCUCUCUAAAGCAAAUUUUUCAGGAUGACAAAGAUCUGGUCCAUGAGUUUGUGAUGGCUGAAGGUCUGACGUGUCUCAUCAAGGUGGGAGCAGAAGCCGACCAGAACUACCAGAACUACAUAUUAAGAGCUCUGGGGCAGAUCAUGCUGUAUGUAGACGGGAUGAACGGUGUCAUUGGGCAUGCUGAGACAAUCCAGUGGCUGUACACUCUAGUUGGCUCAAAGUUCCGUCUGGUGGUAAAAACAACUCUGAAGCUGUUGUUGGUGUUUGUGGAGUACUCCGAGUCCAACACCCCGCUGCUGAUAGAAGCCAUCACCUCUGUGGACACCAAGAGAGGAUGCAAGCCAUGGUCCAAUACUAUGGAGAUUUUGCAUGAGAAGGACGGAGUGGACACAGAGCUGCUUGUCUACGCCAUGACCCUCAUCAAUAAGACACUUGCAGCACUGCCUGAUCAGGACUCAUUUUAUGACAUGGUGGAUGGUCUGGAGGAGCAAGGCAUGGAGACAGUGUCCCAAAGACAUCUGGGGCGGAAAGGCACAGAUCUGGACUUGGUUGAGCAGCUCAACAUCUAUGAGACGACCCUACGGCAUGAAGAUGGCGACGAUGACAGCAAGCCUCCACCAACAGGACGCCGGGACCGCCGACGAGUCAGCCUUGGAGGCGCCGACAAAAAGUGUGGCCUUGAGAGAAGGCGGAGCCGCAGGGCCUCUCUUGGGCGAUCCGGUACCGCCUCCCCCUGCAGCCCCGCAUCCCCACAGAGAGCCGGCUUCCAGCCUUUCAAUGGACAGAGAGCUGAGGACAAGAGCGAGAGCCCGGCCAAGCAUCUUCCAACCAUAAUUCACCGAUCAACCGUCCAGUCCAUCACCAUCACUUCCAGAAAGGAGAACAUAAAAGAGGAGGAGCAGAGGAUUCGGACUGAACCACCUUCGGCACCCCCCCUCCUCCCCCCAUCUACUCCCACCUUCUCUCCCCCAGUCACCUCCCCGCUCAGCCCCCCAGCACAACCCUCCCUUCUGUCCAGCCUGCUGGCCAGGAAGAGGUCCAUCAUCACUGUCCCGGCUACCAAGGAGGUCAGCCCUCCAUCACGCGGCAGCUCCCGUCCCACCCCCGAACGCCUGCCUUACAUGCCACACUCACCCUUCCACCUCUUCUCCUACGACCUCGAUGAGGAGUCUUCGCCCCCGGCUCCACCCAAACCCAGCGAGGAGUCAACCAAAACGACGUCUCCCAGGAAUGGAGGUCUCAUGUCCUACUCCUCCCUCAGCUCCCCCAGUACGCCCACCAGCUCCAGGCCUGCUUUGGGAGGACUUCUGUCCUCCUCUUACCGACAACACCAGGAAUCUCUGGCGGCCGAGCGAGAGCGCCGCCGCGUAGAGAGAGAGGAGAGACUGCAGCGGAUAGAGAGAGAGGAGAGGAACAAGCACAGCCGCGACUAUGUGGAUAAAAUGGAAGAGGCCAGGCUUGCACGGGAGGAGAGGUAUAAGAACGUGGAACGUCUGGCGUCGGAGGAGUUCGAGAGGGAGCACGUACGGGUGUCAAGGACUCGCCCUGACCUCAACCUGACCUUUGAACCCGCCGAUGCCUGGCCCUCGUCAUCGAGAAGCAGCACCCCGUCCUCUUUCGCCUCCCAGGAGGACGCAGAGGCUGACCCCGAAGCCGAGACCCCCGCCGUCCCCUACACGCCGUCUGAGACAGCAGAGGCUGAUGACUCCAGUGCCAGUGUAGAAACAGAGGAAAAAGAAGCCACUGCUGAAGAGGAGGAAGAACAGAAAGAGGAGGAAGUACAGGAGGAAGCAGCAACAGAAAAGGAGGAGGAAGACGAAGAGUUUGAGCAGGAACCGGAAAAGGAGAAGGAGAAAGAGGAGGCGGAGGCAGAGGCAGAGGCAGAGGCAGAGGCAGAGGCAGAGGCGGAGGCGGAGGAGGACAGCGGCAUCCUAAGCGACAAAGAACGCCAGAAUGAGGAGGUGAACGAGAAGGACAACUGCUCGGCCUCCAGCAUCUCCUCCGCCAGCAGCACUUUGGAGAGAGAGGAGAGGGGGAGCAAUGACAAUGGCUUUAAGGAGCCAGAGGUGAACGAGCAGUGCAGCAAACUCCUCAACAGCAAGCUCUUCAUGCUGGACAUGCUGUACUCCCAGAGCAAGAAGCCCAGUGAUGAGGAGGAGGAAGAAGAGGAUGUGGGGAAGGAGAAGGAGAAGGAGAAGGGAGAGGGGGAGGAGGACAAAGAAGCUCAGGAGGACGCCGAUGUGCAACAAGGCGACGACCAGGAGGGCGAGCACAAGGCCGGCAUAUCAGAACAUCAGAGGACCAUCCGACCGUUUGCCGAGCGGUUUGGAGAGCUGAUCAGGGACUUCGGAUCGAACCCCCCUCACCUGGAGGUCCAGGCCAGCGAGCCUCCUCCUCCUCCUCCCCCACCCAAAAAGGAAUCCGACACGAUCUGGGACCAGCUCCUGGCCAGCCCUCGAGAGCUGCGCAUCGGGGACAUCAACUUCACCGACCUGACGGAGGAAGACGACAAAGACAUUCUGGACGCUGUUUUGAUGGGAGGAUGCAGUGACCAUCCACCCCCGCCGCCUCCUCCACCCUGCCUCCCUCGCUUCCCUCCACACCCAGGCAUGCUAGGCAGCUCCCCACCCCCUCCCUUGAUGGGGAUGAUGCCGCCCCCUCAGCCCCCAUCCUUUAGCAACCAAAUUCCAGUGCCUCCCCCUCCGGAGCCGCCACUCUUCAAUAAGAAGAAGAAGACAAUCAGGCUCUUCUGGAGCGAGGUGCGUCCGACAGAUUCCCAGUACAGGGACUACAAGCGGAGUGGAGACACGUUCUGGUCUAAACUGGAACCAGUGAAAAUUGACACGUCCAAACUGGAACACCUGUUUGAGUCGAAAUCAAAGGAAAUACCAGUUACAAAGAAAACAGCAGCAGACGGCAAACGUCAGGAGAUCAUCGUUUUGGAUUCCAAGAGGAGUAACGCCAUCAACAUCGGCCUGACGGUGCUGCCUCCUCCCCGCACCAUCAAGACGGCUAUCCUCAACUUUGACGAGUAUGCUCUCAACAAGGAGGGCAUAGAGAAAAUCCUGACGAUGAUCCCCACGGAGGAGGAGAAGCAGAAGAUCCAGGAGGCCCAGCUGGCCAACCCUGAAGUCCCGCUGGGCUCAGCAGAGCAGUUCCUCCUCACUCUAUCCUCCAUCACAGAGCUCUCUGCUAGACUGCAACUCUGGGCCUUCAAGAUGGACUACGAGGCAACCCAGAAGGAAGUUGCAGAGCCGCUGCAGGAUCUGAAAGAGGGCAUGGAACAGCUGGAGAAGAACAAGACUCUCCGCUACAUCCUCUCCACAGUGCUCUCUAUGGGAAACUUCCUAAAUGGCACCAAUGCUAAAGGAUUCGAGUUGACAUAUUUGGAGAAGGUCCCAGAGGUGAAGGACACGGUUCAUAAGCAGUCUCUGCUGCAUCACGCCUGCUCUGUGGUGGUGGAGAACUUCCCUCAGAGCACCGACCUCUACUCCGAGAUCGGAGCCAUCACGCGAUCUGCAAAAGUGGAUUUUGACCAGCUGCAGGAGAACCUGUGUCAGAUGGAGCGGCGCUGCAAAGCCUCAUGGGACCACUUGAAGGUGAUCGCCAAGCAUGAGAUGAAGCCCCAGCUGAAGCAGAAGAUGUCUGACUUCCUCAAAGACUGCGCUGAGAGGAUUAUCAUCCUCAAGAUCGUUCACCGCAGGAUCAUCAACAGGUUCCACUCAUUCCUGUUGUUCCUCGGUCAUCCGGCCUACAGCGUGAGAGACGUCAGUGUCCACAGGUUUAGCAAAAUCCUCAGCGAGUUUGCGCUGGAGUACAGGACCACCCGAGACCGCGUGCUGCAGCAGAAACAGAAACGAGCCGACCAUCGCGAACGCAACAAGACCCGAGGAAAGAUGAUAAUUGACGUUAACGCCCCUUCUGAUGAUGAAGAGGAGAGUGAGUGUGCUCGGUAUGGCUCCAGCAGCAGUAACAGCGCCCCGAGUGGCAGCCAGGAGGUGGAGCCUCCUCAGGGUCUGGGCCACACUGAGGACGCCGCAGAGCACGAGCACAUGAAAGCCGUGCUGAGAACCAGCCUCAGCGGCGGUGACAAGGAGCCCAGCGGGGUGCCAGGGCUUCGGACACGGACAAGAUCCCGGCCUGGACGGGGAGGUCGCAGUAUGCCGGCGUGCACCCCACCUGUGGACGACACUCAGAUCUGUGGAGACGACGCUGCGGACGAGAUUAUGGAACGCAUAGUGAGGUCGGCAACUCAGGGUCCAGGAACCAGAGCCGUGCCCAGAGAGAGGAGGAGGUCCAGGGCCAACCGCAAGUCAUUGAGGCGGACCCUGAAGAACGGCCUGACCCCGGAGGAAGCUCUUGCUUUAGGACUUUCCGAUUCUCCGGAUCCAUAAAUGUAGUCAUCCACCCUCCCGCCUGCGGUCAUUGCCGUGGAAACACAGCUAUCUUUCGAGCGACAUCUCUGUCUGCCUUCGCCACGCUUUACAGAGUUGUAUUUCACCAGUCACAAACCCCCUUUAGGUUUUUUGCCAGCUGCUAAUUUUGCCUGAUGUGUCUGAGUGAUGAAGCUGCAGCCAUGACGUUUUUUUUGUGUAUGCAACAAGAAAGAAAAUGGAUUCCCGAAGAAAAAGUGGAAGUGAAGAAAAGAAUGGAUACUUUUAAAACAAUCCAAAAAUGUAUUUGAAAUGUUGCAUUAGUCCAAAGGGAUAUUUUUUGCUUGUGAGUUUCUGCAGCUGUGACUUUUUUCUUUUAUUUAAGCUGUGAAUUUCGGUUGUAAAAAUGAACGGGCUGAAGAGGAAGUUGGAUUUCACCAUGAACAAGGAGGCUCAUUAGGAAUUGUCCUUUGUGAAAAGGCAAAUGUUUGCUUCUGCAGCUGCACGUUCAACAAGUGACAACUAGAUACGUGAAGUAGGAAAGUGAAAGGUUGUCAAUGUGAUGUGAUGUGCCUUUCAUUUAAAGGGACAAUAUUGUAACUUUUCUCAUUCUCUCCCUUUUGUUUCAGUCACCUCCUACUUCUCAGAUGACUCACAAAUGUCACAUUCACAGGUGUAGUUAUAUCGAGUAAGACUGUUGAUUACAAUUCACUUUUUUAUUUUGGCAAAAUAUUUAUUUGCAAAGCUCGGACAUCUUGCACCUUACUCAACGUUAAGAGUUUCUAAUGCUGAAAUGAACAACUGAUCCAAAACAUACACAAAAGGAAGUAUUUAUCUCAGAGGAACUGUUUGUAAAGUGUAAAAAGACAAAAAGAUAAAGACAUUUUAAAAAUUUUAAUAAUCUAUUUUGAAGGACUUGCAGAGAUUUCUGCAUCAAAUGUGUAAAUGCCCUUAUCAGCUGCCAGGUACUAAGUACUAUAGUACUACAGUGUGCAUGUUUAGUGCGGUUCAUGUGAUGUAUUAUUUUUGUAAUUUCUGUAGAAACUUGUAUUAUAGUCUGAGAGAAAGGGUAAAAAGAGGCUAUUCUGUGAAUUGUAAUAAAAGAUAAAUGAAAGAUGUGGUCAAAGCUGAAAUGUGCGUUUUCAAAGCAUUGCUCCGUGCUGAGAGAGAGGAGCAGUAUUCGGGCAUUUACUUUGAACUCUGUGGUCACAUUGUACUUUGUAUGAACUUGAAAAGUUUUGUGGAUAAUGUAAGUCUCAGCUGAAAACAGUUGCUCCUCUCACAGUACAACAAAGACAGGGAAAUAUUGCUGCAUAAAUAUAAUGUGGUGAG
Molecule: messenger RNA, 6096 nt
Organism: Anoplopoma fimbria (sablefish)
Lineage: Eukaryota; Metazoa; Chordata; Actinopteri; Perciformes; Anoplopomatidae
Product: FH1/FH2 domain-containing protein 3-like
Biological process (GO): cardiac myofibril assembly; actin filament network formation; sarcomere organization
Cellular component (GO): cytoskeleton; cytoplasm
Molecular function (GO): actin filament binding
Source: RefSeq, a predicted model, not a curated record